This is a messenger RNA of Drosophila ananassae, 826 nucleotides long. RefSeq lists its product as uncharacterized. The coding region runs from base 481 to 732 and encodes 83 amino acids. The record is from RefSeq and is a predicted model, not a curated record. Lineage: Eukaryota; Metazoa; Arthropoda; Insecta; Diptera; Drosophilidae. The transcript has a single exon.
AUAGUAAAGUGUAUGAAUUUCAGGUUUUAAAAACUUUACUUAAUUUAGUGAAGUAGCUAACCAGUUUUAGUAGUAUUCCCUUAAAUGGAUAAACAACAUUACAGUUUAAUUUUAGUUUAAACAUUUUUGUGAUAAAUUAAAACGAGGAAUAAUAUAUGAAAUCAAACUCAGAAAAGAGUUAUUAUUAUUUUUAAUUAUUACCUCUUGAAUAUUCAAAUUCAACCCACUGUCUUUAGCUUAAAUUUCAAUGUUAUUUGUGUGUAAUCGGGACACCUCAUUGAUCAAAUGCCUACCGGCUUUAGAUAAAAAUGAGUAAGAUAUUGGCCACCACACCAAAAGCCAGCCAUUUGCGAUCGAUGUUUCAGUAAAAGGCGCGUCACCGACCAGUGUUCAUUUAGUCGCAUAGUUUAUGCCAGUUACUAGUCAGUUACUAACUGGCACUUCCUUUAAAAAAAGUACAGAGAGUUGAAAGGAAACAGGAUGUACAACGCAGGCUAUCAAGUGGAUGUGAUCGAUCCGUACUACCAGCCACCCGUGGAGGUCAUCAAUGUGGUGCAACCACCGCCGCCCGUGGAGGUGAUCAUGCCGGCGUCCACCUACCAACAACCUGUGGUGGUGGUGGAGCAGCCCAGCUACCCACCGCCCGGUCCCCCACCAGGACCCAGUGACGCCGAGUGCUGUCUGAUGUUGGGCGCCUGCUGUGUCCUGGAGGAACUAUGUGUCAUCUCAUAGAGAUAUACCCCGCUCGUGGAAUAAUACCUGUAAUGAUUAAGAACUGUGUAACUUUUAUGAUAAAUAUAGACUGAAGCCAAGGUGACAAAACGGA